CCACCCACCCCACCCGAACACUUACCCAUAACUGCCUGCCGAUACUCCCUCGUCACAGAGAGUCAAUCGUUUAAGGUUGCCAAUCAUCUCCCAUCAGCCUUUCAUCAAACAUAUUGUCAAUCCCCUAGCUCGCAUCCCGGAUCCCCCCCGAGCCUCGUGAAUCAUCACCACCACCAACCAACGCGAUCCAGCCACCUCCGAUAUGCCGGGCGCGGGCAGACCAUUACCAACGUUCCCAUGCAUGUGCAAGGCCAUCUACUCGUGGGGAGGAGAGACCAAGCGCGAUCUUGGCUUCGUGGAAGGCGACCUGAUUGAAUGUUUGAACGCGGGAGACGGACAAUGGUGGAUGGGGCGACUGCGGCGUAACAAGACGGUGGGCUUGUUCCCGUCGAAUUACGUGGAGGUGCUCGAGAACUACCAGCGACCCGGGAUCCACCCACCGAGACCGGCGUCGCGGAACGCCAGUCCUUCGCGUCUGGGGCCCGACGGCGAUAGAGGGAGGGCGUCGAGGGCGGCGUCGCCGGCGCCGUCGACCCGCUCGAGGAGGGGGGCUUCGCCCGCGCACGAUCGCCAUGGUGGUGGUGGGGAGGGGGGGAGCUCCAGGUCGCGGACGGGAAGAUCGCGCUCGCCAGCGCCACCGGACCACCACAACCAGCAACGGUCGAUAUCUCGCGCGGCGUCUCCGAGUGGCUACAAUCGCGCCGCAUCGCCCAAUCCGUACAGUAGAGCUGCGUCGCCUAAUCCUAAUCCCUACAACAGGGCUGUUUCGCCCGCGCCGUCCUUCGGUGGCCGCGAUAAUAUCCACAGGAGCGCUUCUCCUGCGCCAUCGCAUUACAGAGCCGUGUCACCCGCCCCGCCGAGAAACUACCAGCGCGCAGCAUCGCCGAAUCCACACGGGAGAGAAGAUGCGUAUCGAAUGCCCCGCGCUACUUCGCCCGCACCGUCGCAGCAUUACAGGGCCACUUCUCCCGCUCCGUCGCAGCAUUACAGGUCCACAUCGCCUGCACCGCCGAGGGACUACCAGCGCGCAGCAUCGCCGAAUCCGUAUGGUAGGGGUGAGAUGAUGCAUGAUAGAGGCGACUCGCCCCCGCCAGCCCCACCGCCUCACAGAGUCAACCGGCGGGCCGCCUCACCACUGCCUCUGCCCACGCCCGACGGACGGCUUACCCCGAUGGGUUCGAGAGCACCAACGCCAAACGGUCAGACGCCGAGUCCGCUGAGGAAUGCCAUGGAAGAUGUGAUGGAGAGUCUCGAGCAUAUGAGCUCUUACGACGAUCGGCCUCGCACCCCGAAUGCUCCCUGGUCCCCCGAAUCCUUCGGAGAGAUCUACGCGGGAAGUCCCACGAAGCGGCACAUUCGACCCGAGACAUCACUGGGAAUCGCUGGACGGAAUGAAUACGAGGAUGAUGAGGACGAGAAUGGCAUCCCCAUGUAUCCCACCGAGCCUCCCAUGCCGAUCGGCUAUGCGGAGCGGAUGGAAGACCGUCUGCGGAGAUUCCAAGAGCAACCAAGGCGUGACUCCGAAGUCGACAUACCCCCGCCAACUCCGGCAAAGUUCUCGAGCUACAGCGAGCGACCGAGGACCGGCGAUCCCACGCUUAAGGCCCGUAAUCCCGCUUUCGAUCUUCGCUAUGCUUCGAGAAGUGCCAGCCCGGCAAAGAUGGUUCGCCCGAGACCGUUGGCUAGAGUCGAGACCCUUUCGUCGAAUUCAACCUCCAAUCACUCGUCCGCUACAAACAGCACGAAUUCAACGGCUCUGACAAGUGCGAGUAUCAUGAGCGGCAUGAGUGCCGGCGGGUUCUCGGCCACUAGUGCUGGUAGUCUGGCAAGGCGGAAAUACAAAUCCAUCAGCACCAUCGAGGACCCAGGACGUAAUUCGCCCAGACCGGUGAGCACUUACGGCACUCGAGCAGAAACGCCAUCGGGCUACAUGGCCUCCGGGUCGGGUUCGGGAUCUGGGUCCGGAACGGGGACGUUUGGUCGCAAGCGUGGUCAAACGUGGGGCACGACCGUCAGUACUCCGGCCGAUGGUGUUUUUGGUGGACUCGUUCCGCCGAAACCCAAGAAGGCAAACUUUUUCAAGAAGAUCCUCAACAGUGCGAAGACCAGCGCGGCGUCCAUAAGGGGUGUCGAUGAGAUCCCGGUGCAGUCGAGGGCUAUGCAGUCGCACGGACAGGACUGGGUGCAGGUCCGACGAGACGUCAAUCGCUCGAAUACGCUGUCUAGGAAUGAGCGGAUAGAACGGCAGGAGAAGCAGCAAAUGAUGGAUCAACCGGUCCUGAGACCGGUGGAUGCGUUGGACGAGGACGUGGAUGGCGACGAGGCGGCCGAUGGUGGCAUCGUCACUAAUCCGCAGGACUUUGAGACCACCAGCCUGGCUCUGGUCGAUAAGGCUGCCAGGUUCAUCACCAGUUUGCCGCCGUUCACCACACCAGAGAGUCUUGCCACCCACCAGGUCUGUCGGCCGUACCGCAGCGACGUCCAGCGGUUGCGCGCUAUAUACACUUGGAUCACGGAAAGGAUCGCUUGGGAGCACCCGAGCGGACCGAUGGACGGCGAGUACGGACCACAUUCUAUCGAUGCGCGGAGAGUGCUGGCACAGAGACGUGGGUCGCCCGAAGAGGUCGCGGCUGUGGUGCAGGGGAUGUGCGCAGCAGUCGGAAUCCACUGCGACAUCGUCCGGGGUUUCCUCAAGGCUCCGGGUGAGGCUGUUGAAAUCGAGACCUGUCCCCGCGCAAAUCAUUGGUGGAACGCGGUGGUUGUGGAUGGCGAGUGGCGGUUCAUGGAUUGUUCGCUUGCGUCUCCAACCCACCCUCGGCGUUACAUGUAUUCGCAGGCACCGGUCAACCAGGCGGAGUUCUUCUACUUCCUGACAAGACCGAGUGAGUUUGUGUGGACACACAUUCCGCUCACGAUGGAGGAGCAGCACCUGGUCCCGCCACUGCCGCUACCAAUACUGAUGGCGUUGCCGUGUGCCUGCCCGCCGUUCUUCAGACAUGGCCUGCAGCUGAUCAACUACGACACCAGUCUGAUCAGGAUGGAGAACCUGGAGGUGGUGCAGAUCGAGUUCAGCGUGCCGCCGGAUGUUGAGUGCGUGGCGGAGGUGGAGGCAAACGGGUUUGCGAUCGACCAGGACGGCGACGUGUUCGAGACCGGCGAGGUGGUCAAGAAGCGCGCGCUGGCUCAGCCGUUCUGGGAAAAUGGCGUCAAGACGUAUCGCGUCAAGGCGGUGCUGCCGGGUGAUGAGGGCCAGGGCGUCUUGAAGAUCUAUGCUGGCCCUCGUGGCUUGAUGCACUCCAUCACUAGCAAUCCCCAUCCGCUGGCUUUCGCCCUGCCCAUCUACCACCACGGCGAGAACCCUCCGUACGACUUUUACAUCCGCCACCCGACGCCGCACGCGCAGCGCCACGACCUCUAUGUGUCGCAGCCGCAGUGCGCCAAGCUGGCAGUCAACAAUACGUUCGUGUUUGCGGUGCGGCAGAGUCCCAGCGACGGGUCGUCGAUGUCGCCAGUGCUGCAGAACGGGAUCCUGCCCGCCAAACCGGCAAAGCUCGGGAUCCAGACGCCGAGCGGAAAGAUCCUCAGGCUCAUGAAGAAGGCGGAUACCCCCGGCUCGUCGGAUGGCAUGGUCUGGGAAACUAUCAUCAAGUGCGGGGAACGAGGACCCUGGAGAGCUCUUGUCCUCGCCGAUAGGAGCGCCCGCUGGUGUGUCUAUGGCGAGUGGAAUGUGGUGUAGCUGGAGCGUGACACGUGAUGAGAUAUAUGCCCCUCCCCUCCCCCCUCUCACGGUCGGUGAUGUUUUUUUACAUUUCUUACAUUUCUUACAUUUCUUACGUUUGGUGUCUGGGUUUAGGUUGGCGACAAUUCUUUCUUUCUUUCUUUCUUUCUUUCUUUCUU
This is a messenger RNA of Tricharina praecox, 3897 nucleotides long. RefSeq lists its product as uncharacterized. Bases 203 to 3736 code for a protein of 1177 amino acids. Lineage: Eukaryota; Fungi; Ascomycota; Pezizomycetes; Pezizales; Pyronemataceae. The transcript is spliced from 3 exons. Gene Ontology annotation, molecular function: protein binding. The record is from RefSeq and is a predicted model, not a curated record.